UCCCGGCAGCUAAAGUAGUUGGGCGUGUGCCCCGAAUUCAUACGGAAAAUAUCGCCUAUUUCGCGGUAAAUACCACAGAGAAAAUAUCGUAGGUUUGUUGUAAAACCUAGCUGGUGCUCUUAUGAUGAAAUUCUGACCAAAGGUUUGGAGUGAUUUGUGUGGAAAAUUAUUUUUGGGGGCAAGAUUUUAUGCAACGUCUUGGCUGACCCUAGGAAGAUCAGACUCUCCUCUUCAAGACUACAACCCGUCAAUAUCAGGUGCAUAUACGACUUUGGUGAUGCAGCAAGAAAUAAUUUGAUUUAAGCAGUCAUGGCAGAAGAAUACCAGUGCUCCCUCGUACCCGAGGGUUUUAGGAACGUCCAGAAUUCCGACACGGAGUCUGAAUCAGAACACCAGAGCUCCGUCCUCCCCUUCACUAGCCUCAGCCAGGACAAAUCAGACUCCAAAGACGACUCAGGCUUCUACGAAUCAGGGACCCUCUCAGGUUCUAGUGUUAGUCAUGAUCAGACGUCCACUGCCACUAUAUGUGGGCCCACCGAGGAUCAAACCAGCUCAGGAACUGAAUUCAAAAAGCCAAAACCAACCCCCAAGAAGGCAGCUAACCUCACAUUGCUGACCAACCUGCCCAUCGAUGCAGCCAGCGCGUCAGAAAACGGUGUGCCGGUAACUCCAACAAAACCGGCUGACGGCCAGGAACCUGUGACACCGCUCACGCCGACGGCAAACCUUAAGCUGCUCAUGAGUGCGAUCAGUCCGGAUAUCCGUACGCGGGAACUACAGAUGAAGAGCACGACAAACCUCCAGUCGCUGUUUAGCGCGCUGAGCCCCGACAUGAAGAGCCAGGAGCUGGAGUUGAAGAAGAAGGAACUGUUUCCACGGAAACCAAGGAAAGGAGCAGAGAAGGAAGCAUCGUCUCAGACAUCCUCUCAAGACGAUGAUGACCUGGAGAUUGAAGAGGGCGAGAAACCAGUCAGCAGGAAGGAGAAGUCACUGGGACUAUUAUGUCAAAGAUUCCUCUCCAAGUUUCCUGAUGACCCAGAGCCAGGUGCGGCAAAGGAAAUUUGUUUAGACGAAGUUGCCAAGGAUUUAGGUGUUGAGCGGAGAAGGAUCUAUGACAUCGUGAAUGUCCUGGAGAGUGUUCAGGUGGUCAGUCGUCUGGCCAAGAACCGCUACAACUGGCAUGGCAGGACCCUGCUCAACAACACUCUGUCACGACUUAAGGUCCAGGGCCUUGAGAUGAAGUAUGAUGAGAUGAUGGAGCAGGUGAAACAGCAGGAGGAGGAGGAUGAGUUUGAGCCGAGAUCUCGCAAGGCGCCGCUCCACGUCAACAAGGACAUGAACAUGCCUAACCGCACAGGCUACCGCUUCGAUGCCUCUUCUAUCCUGAAAGCUGGUGCCACUGCCAUUGCCAUGAGUCGUAGAGACAAGUCCCUCGGGGCCAUGAGCCAGAAGUUCAUCAUGCUGUUCUUGGCUUCAAAUGUGAAGGACAUCUCCCUGGAGACGGCUGCUAAGGUCCUGAUUGGAGAGGGAGGACCCUGCGCUGACGAGAACUCCAAGUUCAAAACUAAGAUCCGGCGCCUGUAUGACAUUGCUAACGUGCUGACGAGUCUGAAGCUGAUUAAGAAGGUUCUGGUUCAGGAGGACCGCGGGAAGAAACCGGCCUUCACCUGGAUUGGGCCUGACCCUGACAUUGACACAUUCCAAAUGGAGGAGAAUGCUGAAUCUGCUGAGCCAGCAGUUAUGAGCCAAGGAACCAUGUACGGGACAGCUGCAGUACACAACACACAAGAUCUUGGUGUGCGUGUGUUUGCCCCUGCGGGUACAGACAACCCCCGCGGUCUGACCCGCCACGCCUCCUUCCAGGUCCCAGCAGGAACUGCAGCCAACAUGGAACAGAAACCCUUCUCCUCUGCACCCAACAGUCCUGUUAAAGAACCACCGCAGCAGUUCCGCAUGACAGAGCGUAUGCAGCAGCUGAUGGCUAUCUGUCGUCUGGAGCAGGAGGUGAACCAACGAGAGGAGGACCGACAGCGCUCGCUCAAACGACAGCUGCUCGAGUGUCAACAGCAGAACGCAGAGCCGCCUGCUAAAGUAGCGAGAGGAGAGGUAGAACAACCAACAGAAAUUACAGUCAUCAAGAAGGAAGUCCCAAGGCUGAUACCGAUGUCAUCGCUACACCCCAUCUCGCAGUCAGCACAGGACGCCAAACCCAUUGCCAUGGUAACGCAGUGCACCAAGGUGUACAGACCCAUCCUACCAGCCAACAAGAUCCGCCUGGCAGCCACAGUCAGUACUGCAGCACAGACCGGGAACACUGUCACAUCCACAGCAGAUGCGAGCCACACCCUCAUCCUUCAGCCUGUGCAGAACUGCCCUCGGGGGACCGCCGCCAGGAUCGUCCUCUCGCCCAGCAAGGCUGCCAAUCAAGCCGUCACCAUGACAACCACGGGACAGCCCCUGACCACGACCAUGUCCCUGUCCAACCUCCUCAGCACCAUGGCUCAGAGCAACGCGGCCAAGCUGUCCGUACAGCUGAAACCGAACUGUUUACCACCACAAAGCACCACAACAACGUUUCAGGAACAAGUCAGCAUGAUGUCACAGCCUCAGGAAAGUAAGGAGGGAGUGCCGAAGCAGGCGAACAUGACCAACAGCCCCUUCACCCUGCUGCAGAGUGCCAACAGCGCGUUCACGGCGACCGCGCGGUACCUUAACGUCGGAUCACAGGGUGUGAGCGCUGCAGCCAUACCUUCUAGCAUCGUGGUGACGCUACCGGAUGGAGUUGUGCAAAGUCAGCUGGUAACAUCGACGGCUGAACCUGCUCCAGCUAGGAGAAGUGGGCGACCUGUCCAGCCAAAGCGCCUUGGCGACGAAUUCGAGUACAUUCCCGUCGUGAAACGUCGGAGGGUGGGGGAAAGCGCUGGAGGCACCCAACAAGAGGAUAGUAAAGAAGGAACAUCAGAGGAGGGGGUUAUAUGUCAAAGUGAAAACAAAAGCCAAGGAGCAAGCCCAAGUCGUUCUGAAUCUGACAAGGAAAAUGCCUCUCCAAGUGAACGCCUAAAUAAGGAGCUAGAGAAAGCACAUGAUCAGAAGCAGCUGUUGGUUAGCCACAAGCCUUCUCCCCACAGAGCCUUGCAUCUUAGUCCAGAGUUCCAAAACUCCUCACCACCCGCCAAAAGCCACACCUCACCCACCAAUGUCGCAUCUGACAUGGACUUAGCUGUCCCCAUUGAUGCAGAGGAGGAACAACAAGUUACUGAUCAAGAAGGCAAAGUAGACUCGCAGCAUCAAAGCAGGCAAGAUCAAAGAGAAACUCAAACCUCCGCCCUCCCUCAGCCCUUUACUCAAAGCUGGCCAGUGGAUCAGCAGGUGGUUGACAGAAAAGAAGCCUCCACAUCGGAUGUUCCACAAGCAGCCAUGUUUCCACCAGAUCUGCUCACCACAAAGGUGAUCCCAGUCAUCGCGUCUCCCUACCAGCCGGUCUUCCUGAACCGCAGCGCCAGCAGUUCUCCCGUGGGCUUCUUCAGCCGACCAGUGUCGUUCUCGGACCUGGAGCACGUGUACUCCCCGACGGGACAGGUCCUCCCCAUCCCCACAUCCUUCUCCUCGUCUCCCUCCCUGCUACAGAGCAUCAGCGGCUCUCCCCCUCAGCUGGCCAUGUUUGGGCCAACCCUACAGCAAGCCGCCAGCCUAGUCACCCCCCAGACCAGCCCCCUACACCACACCAGCCCGCCUCACACCAGUCCCAACCAGUCGCCACUAGUCUUCCCCUCAGCCAUUGUGCCAAGCAUCGCACCCGGAGGAAGCCCUACUACCGCCCUUCCUGUUGCCAUAACAACGGGGUCAUCGACCUUCGGUUUCACCUUCCAACAGCUGAGAGGAAUGGGGGUCACGACCCAGCCUGUUCACAUCGCCCUCAACCCGUCCUCCCACUUGCCAAUCAACCAGGUUGCCGGUGGCAACACCACCACUUGCACCUCCAGCCAAUCGCAGACCAGCACUGUACCGAUGGUGUCAAUCGGCCAGGUCGUUAGCGGCAACACGUCUCCCGGAAGCAGCCAAGUGCCUCUUGUACUGGGUCAAGGGUCAUCCUUGCGACCUGAGUUUGACCCCCUCAUCAAAACCCCAAAUGCCAACUCGGUCAACAAGGACAGUACUUUCUUUCACAACACGCCAUUGGUUGUCCCAGCUCAGACAGGCAUUCUUUCCUCACCAACAGCCAAUCAGAGCACAGGACACUUUGGAACAGCUCAGCGGAAGCUGUCCCUGCCACAUGAUCCUUGCGCAGAAAGCUCAUAAUACCAGAACAGUACAGCUGCUUUUAAUUUCAUUACUUUUUUGGCCAUCUUUACUUUAUUUCAUAUUUAGCAUCUUUACAUUGUUAGAAAUCAUAUUCAUUUGGUUUUCUCCACGUAAAUAAUUGCUUGUUUUUCUUCAGAAGAACAUAGCAUGGUCUUCAAUAGCUGCAAACUCUUGCACAUUCCACUUGAUAAACAUGCAUAUCACUGUCUGAAUGUAAAUGUAUUGACAAUUAAUCGGCUCUGAAAGGAGAUUGUUUCGUAGUGGAAUAAACAGUGAAACUUGGUGCUGUUAAGAACAUAGCUUAUAGGAAAAUGAAGGACUUGUGAAAUAGUGUUGAUUUUCCUUGGAAAACUCAGAAUAUGACCAGCUUGUAUGAAUUUUGUAUGUUCUCUGGUCAUAUGCAGGCAUUUCUAUGUAAAAUUUGGCAGUUUUUACAUUUUCUUUCACUACCAUUAUUUUCUAUUUAGAAUUAUAGUUUAUGUAGUCUUUAGCUCAAAGCAAAUGUAGACUGCACUUGUUUGAUUCAGAUAUAAAUAAUUGUACCUAAUUUGAUAUUUAUUGCUUCUAUGUAAGCUUUUGUAAUCACCUUAUUGUAGAGUGAUCUAGAGACACACUUUGCUUAAAGUUAUGAUUUUUUUUACACACAAUGGAGUGAACAAUUACAUUGUGCUGCUAUCAAUGCUAUACAUUUUCCACACAGCAAGAGUGAUGAUUGUUGUUGGAAAAAAAACUUGACUUUUAUUACUUGAUUGUCCUAGAAACUGCCAGGUACUUUGUACCAUAACAGCCUACUUGAAAAUAUUUCUGUGAUUUAGUGUGUUUUAUAUAUUAUAUGUAUAUUAUUGUUGCCUUUCAAUUGGCUGCGAAAUAAUUU
Molecule: messenger RNA, 5176 nt
Organism: Branchiostoma floridae (Florida lancelet)
Lineage: Eukaryota; Metazoa; Chordata; Leptocardii; Amphioxiformes; Branchiostomatidae
Product: transcription factor E2F8-like
Exons: 13
Coding region: 310-4299 (1329 amino acids)
Biological process (GO): regulation of transcription by RNA polymerase II
Cellular component (GO): RNA polymerase II transcription regulator complex
Molecular function (GO): DNA-binding transcription factor activity, RNA polymerase II-specific; RNA polymerase II cis-regulatory region sequence-specific DNA binding
Source: RefSeq, a predicted model, not a curated record